ACAAGUAACAUUUUUUUUAGUUUGUAGUUUGCGAGUUCACCACUGUCAACUGUGUUUAGAUUUGUCGGGUCCUAAAACCUGUGGCAUUCUUCUUAUUAAAAGGUGUCACUGAAUAUUUGUUUUGCUAUCGAAGUGAUAAGUUCAUUUAACGUCGCGGGUAAUUGUAAUAUUUCAUGUUCGUAAGUGAAGUGCAAAUGUUCUAGGUUGGUGAAAUAAUGACGAGCAGUGCUUUUAUCGCUUCGUAGCGAUGUGUGUUUAUAAUACAUUAAGUUGAUUGUGAUUUCAAAAUUCAUGGUGUAUCCAAUAAAAUUAGUGUCGUUUAUAGAGUAUAUUUCGAAUCAUAGGGACCAUAAACGAGCCGACGGAUUCUAUCAUGGUCGUAAAACGUGCUGCGGACAGUGCGGAAUCACCUAUUUUGGAGGAAGCCGGCGAGAGCGGUUCUGAACAGAAGCCAAAGCCUCUCGUCAAAUAUGGCGAGCUCGUCAUACUUGGAUACAACGGUUACCUACCCGCUGGCGAGCGCGGCCGCCGCCGAAGCAAAUUCGUGCUCUACCGGCGGCCUCAGGCCAACGGCGUGCGGCGCUCCAAGCACUACGUAGUCAAGACCCCGCACAGCAGCAAGGCCAUCCUCGACGCCAGCCAGCACUCCAUCUCCUACACGCUGAGCCGCAGCCAGGCGGUCAUCGUCGAGUACACGGAGGAUCCCGACACUGAUAUGUUCCAGAUCGGUAGGUCGUCAGAAUCGCCGAUCGACUUUGUGGUAAUGGACACAGUGGCAGGCGACAAAAGUGGCGACACAAAAGUGCUACAGAGCACCAUAUCGCGGUUCGCGUGUCGCAUCAUCGCCGACAGAGAGGACGUCAACAACUGUCGCAUAUAUGCUGCUGGGUUCGACUCUUCUAGAAAUAUAUUCCUUGGGGAAAAAGCAACGAAAUGGACAGAGAAUCACGAGAUCGACGGUCUGACGACGAACGGCGUUCUCAUGAUGCACCCGCGCGGUGACUUCUGCGGCGGCAGCGCCACGUGCGGCCCAUGGCGCGAGACUUCAGUCGGCGGCGCCGUGUUCUCGCUCAGGGAGAGUCGCUCCGCGCAGCAGAAGGGUCUUCCAUGCCAGUCAGAAAGCAACGUGCUCCUGGACGGGACCAUGAUAGACUUGUGCGGAGCCACGCUGCUAUGGAGGAGCGCCGAGGGACUCAAGAAUUCACCUACAAAACGCGACCUGGAAGCAUUAGUAGACGCACUGAACGCGGGUCGGCCACAAUGUCCUGUAGGGUUGAAUACAUUGGUCAUCCCCCGCAAGCUGUCUGCCGCGCAGCAGGACCUUAACCAGCCCUACGUGUAUCUCAACUGCGGGCACGUGCAAGGCGAGCACUCGUGGGGCGCGGAGAGCAGCGAGACAGGACUCCGCAAGUGCCCGAUGUGCAUGACGCCGGGGCUGGUGGUGCGCGUGUGCAUGGGCAUCGAGCCCGCCUUCUACGUGGACGCCGAGCCGCCCACCUACGCCUUCAACCCCUGCGGACACAUGGCCUCCGAGCGGACCGUCAAGUACUGGGCCAGCGUGGACAUCCCGCACGGCACGAACGGCUUCCACGCCAUCUGCCCGUUCUGCGCCGCGCCGCUGCAGGGCACGCCGGGCUACGUGCGCCUCAUCUUCCAGGACAACCUCGACUGAACGUGAACAGGUCCCUGCAGCAGGAGUUUUUAAUUAUAAAUAAAAGGGCCUUUUAUUUAACAAUUAACAAGAUUAUUACGGAGCGGCAAGCUGUGACGUCAGGCCGCGAGGAAGUUAAACAUAUAUGAGCGGCCACAGAGAUCGCAAAUACUUAUGUCUACAAAUAUAGUUGGUCAAGCAAAUCUUGUCAGUAGAAAAAGGCGCGAAAUUCAUUCUAUGGGACGAUGUCCCUUUGCGCCUACGUUUUUAAAUUUGCCGUCUUUUUCUACUGGCAGGAUUUGCUUGACAAACUAUAUGUUCAAAAUGUACAGUCAGCAAAACUAUUAGCUUAGCACCGUCUGCAUACAAAUGUGUAUACAUGCGGGGGUUUCCAAGCUAAUAGCUUUACUGACUGUACCUAAAGUAAGGACAGUUUCGUACAUGAACCCGCCUAUCUCUAUCGCACGCGUAUAAUAAAUUGUAUAGCUGUUCUGCCGAUGAUGCUGGCGGCCAAAUCCACUGUGCGAGCGGGAGCAAUAUAAUUAUGCACGUGCGAUAGAGAUAGGAAAUGGCGGGUGAAUGUACGAAAUUGUUCGUGUGUAUCGUCCAUACUUUACACAUAUUUUUGACCUCAGGCCGAGCAAGGUUAUGUGCUCCUCGAUGAGUUGAGGAUGUUCUCAUGACCUUUAAAUUAUGCACUAAUACCUAAAUACCCUAUUUUUUUUAAUGGAAUCUCACUUUUAUCUUUUUCCAUAUUUCAACAUAGCUGAAACACGGGAGCUUUACUCAAAUCAGAGACGAGAUGAAUAAAGACUGUUAAUAUCAAGUUAUUACUCGAUUAUAGCGCAUUGUCUUUUUCGAGAAAUGUAUAGCGUUAGCAGUCUUUAUUAUUAAAUCGUUUCUGCAAAAAACGCUAGACGAAUGAAUGUAAUACUGUGAAAAAUUAAGUGAUUUAAUUUGUUCAUGAAACGCAAAAUAAAUAUUUAUAAUGUGUGUUACGUUUAUAAAUCGACGUGUUGAUGGUGUCUGUAUGUUUAAUGUGUCGUUCUUAAGGUACCACUUUGUCAACUGUCAAGAAGGUUUAAAAGAAAUACGCAAUUUGAAUUAUUCCUUACUAACUUUCGAGAAAGUGCUACCUUUUGUCUGAAAACGUCACAAAUAGGUAUUAUAAAAUGUUCGGCUAAUGAAGAAUAUUUAUUUAUUAAUGCAGAGAAAAUGUGAGAAACUACAAAAAAACGUAUUUAACGCUUUGUACAUUGCUCUGUCUUUUAUUUUAAAAUGAUUAUGAAUGGAAUAUAUAAGAAAGAUUAUAAUGGAAUAACAGUACAUCAAUAGAAGUUUUACUUAUGUUUUGAGUGUAUACCUGAGGCUGACUAUCGACACAUAUUCUAUUGUAUUACUGAAAUAUAUCAAUCUAUGUUAGACUGGAGACAAGUUAAGGGUAAAGACUGCUAACCUAAUGAAACUUAUAAUGUUGUACAUAGUGUUAUAACAAAGGAAAAUAUCAGUCUUUAUCAUUACUGAUUUUUGGCAUGACUAACAUAUGUUAGUCUGUGCGGAAAGAGAAAAGUCGUCGAAUGUAUUGGUACCCAACUUAAUAUGUGUCGUUUUCAAUCAAAAAGGUACCACAUUGUCGCUUGCCAUAAUGACGCUCUGACAGGUUAUUCGUAUAAAGAUACAAUCCAAUUUCGUCCUUAUGGUAAGCGACAAUGUGGUAUGUACCUUUUUGAUUGAAAACGUCACAUAUGAAUAGUAUUUACUGAAGACGUUUACCGGAUUGACCUUACUGAAAAGAAAAAUUCCUACUUAUGACAAGGCAGUAUGGCUUAGAGCUUUAGCCUGUCCAGAUGGACGAAAAAAAAAGUAUUGGUACCCAUACAUUUCACGACUCUUCUCCGCACAGACUCUAGUCCAUAGAAGGGUCUUAUUCUCGUAUUUUAUUUUGUUGUCGAAUUUUUUUUCGUCAGAUUUCGAUAAAAUUUGGUGGAUAUAGAUAUUCUGUACACUAUAGGCGCAAUUUCAGUGAUAUGUCCUAAAAAAAUCUCUAAGGGUGAUAUUCCAUCUACAGUACAAAUAUCUUGGUCCAAUGUGUAUUUUGUCUCACAUUUUGUAUAAUGAGAGAGUGAGACGCACUGAUAUUGGACAAAGAAAUGUAUGGUGGUUAUGGUAUUUUCGAAAAUCAACAAUUUUUUUAUCGUCCCGAUGUUCCUGAAAAUGACAAAAUGAAAUCGAAUUUUGAACUUUAAUGGAAUAAAAGAAGGUAGCAAAUUCAAAACUGUAGAAAUGACCCUGGGACUUGAGAGGUUUCCGCCCAGAAUGAUGAGCUUUUUAAAACAGCCAAAUUUUAUCCAAAAACGAAAAAAAAAAUCGGCCCAGAAACGCAGCUAUGACUAUCAUUAUAUUGAUGUAACUAACCUAAGUUCUAAUUCGCUUUAUGAUUGUAAAUACUGAUUACUUUGUAAUGUUAAGUAAUUUAUGUUUUGUAGUGUGGGUUGCUUGUAUACCUAAGAGCCAUAGCGAUAGCAUAGGCCAUACUGUGAAUUAUCGGCUUUUUGGAACCCUGCGCACACAGCGGUCUCAUUUACAGGUUAAACUUUGAUAAUUCGUCGGUUCACAACCAAAACUUAACCUUGUAUUUAGAUAUUGAAUUGAUACUUUGAUACUUGGUUUUAAUUAGUAUUCAAUUUGCUUAUAGACAUAUGUUGCUCGCGAGGAAUUUAAAUAUAGUAUAAAGUUGACUGGAUUCGGCUGAGAUUUAAAGUUAAUUAUUUCGAACGAAUGAUAAAAAUAUCAUGAUUUCGUGAAAAACGUCAGACAUUAAAUUCACAAAGUACAAAGGUAUCUCCAUGGCAAUGAGUUGAUGGGUUAUUGCUUGCUUUUAAAACUGAUUAAAGUAAUCUAAACUUUUUCAGCCGGGCUAGCACAUGAGUGGCGCGCCGGUAUCUCGCCCGCGAGAUAGACUACCCGUGCCUCUUUAAUUAAUACAAUUAGAAAAAGACGGGUAGUCUAUGUCGCGGGCGAGAUACUGUCGCGACAUUGCUGUGCUACAAGGGCGAUAUACAAAAUGUGUCUCCCUCGAAUAAUGCAAGAGCGACAUGGACACUUUAUUUGAACUUCGAUGUUCUGUCGUAUGUAUGUAUUUGUUUUGCGUUUACGUAUGCGUAUUGGACAUUAGAAAAAUAAUUUAAAAAAAAUCUAAUCUGGUAUUUGGUUGUAAACUGACGAUUCGACGAGUAUAUAUAUCACACGAGUGAUUAGACAUGCCAUUUAUAUAGUAAAUGAAAUUUAAUUCCCGAACCUGGCUGGCACACGACUCAACUAUCGCUUUUUGUGUUAAAAAGUCUCUUUAGUUGAAGUAUUUUGGACUGUUUUCGUAUUGACUAUAUCUGACGAAAUAGAAGUAGCUUUCUCGAACGUAGUUUCUGAUCUAAGCUGGUUGUUUAUUAUAGAUGUUUGACGGGUAAGCGGAAAACGUAAAAUACUAUAAAAUGUUCGGUUAUAUUCCAUUUGUCGACAGUAGGAAAUAAUGGGACAAAAAAGUCCCUCUCAUAACUGAUCUCAGGACUGAGUUGUUACAAUUGAGGACAAAUGGGAAAAAAUUAAAGUUUCUAGUUUUCUUACAAAUUUCUAUCGUAAUCAACUAGUUUUAAAGGCUUCGUUACAUCUAAUGCAAGUUGCAGUGCGGUGUGUUGUAGUGCAAUUAUGUAUUGGAUUAAAGGAACGGAAAAAUCAUUUUUCGACUUUAUUUCUUUGGCAUUAAGGUUCAAAAGUGAAAACUCGUCACUCGAUUUAUGUACAGUCAGCUACAGAGAAAAGUAUCCACCUGCGUGCACUUUGAAAGGGUUGGUAUCGCACUCUUAAGCUUUGGUUUCCCAGGAAAGCGGUGCCGUCAUAUAGCGGACACAAAAAGACGGCCGUCUUUACGGUGACUACAUGUGGAAAGUUCCACGGCGUCAUAACACACCUUCAGCCACUAACGUCGAACGAAACGUAUCCAGGAGAGAAAAUAGACGACCUUGAUUUAGCUAUAAUAAUUUACUUGGAGGAUGAACUAUCAUCAGAAGAGGAAAAUAAUCAUCUUGUGAUCAUUUAUUCAAAUCUCGUGGUACAGAAGGUGCAUUUGAGAUUUAAGUAGAAAUGUCUUCACCGCUAUCAAAUAAAACGUUCACGAAACUAUCGCCACCGUCAAGACGGCCUUCACGCAAAUGGCGGCACCGCUUUUUGACGUUACGGUGUCAAUCACCGCCCUCUAGGAAACCGCGCCAUUUUGUUUACAUGGACAGCGUUCUAGUGACUUCAUUCACCGCUGAAUUACGGCCGCUAUAUGACGGCACCGCUUUCCUAGGAAACCAGAGCUUUAGGCUGAAUGUACUGCACCGGCACCGCGCCACUCAUUAGGUGUAACUUGGUCGUAUGUAGCGUAGGUAUGUUCUAUAAUAAACCCUGUACUCGGGAGUGUUGUAAAAAUAAUAUAAGUUUGUAAACGUAGCGAUUAUAAGCUUACGAUACUAUGAAAUUUAGUUUUUGUACAAUUUGAAUUCACUAGUUAGUGGUUACACUUAAUAUUGCCUUUCGAAUCGACAAAGUGCAAGACAGAUUUAAGGAUUAUUCAUGUGUUACAAAGAUAAUUCUUAUUUAAUUAAUUAAUGCAAGUGCACGUAAUAUUAUAUUGUUUAAGAAUUAACCCUUUGGCAAGUCAACGCAUUUUAACAAGUCUGUGACGUUUGAAGGGUUAACAUUCAACUGGUAAGAUAUCAAAUUGUUUAUUCGAAUACGUAGGUAGUUACAGUGUAGAUCCGACAUGAGUUUGUUAAUAUCGCUUAACACCCGUAGACUAUAGCGAUUAUGAGUAACCCGAUAAGACCUGCGCUUUUUCUUACCUUCUAUUGUAACUCAAAUGGCGGUUCAAACCGAAAGGGAUGUAAAAACGAUAAACUAAUAUGUAUAUAUUGACCGAAUGGCACUGUUUAUGCCAUGUUUAAAAAAAAUGCAUUUAUGUCGAAAGAAUUACGGUAAUACUAAUUUUAUAAAUACGCAGGACGUAAGUUAUACUGAUAUUCGAAUGAUUCUUUUCGCUCUAGAUACAACUUGUAAGUGUGAAGGCUUGUACAGUAGAGUUCAUAAAUAUGUACAAAUUUUUUCACCUUAAUCUAUUGCAAUACGGUGAAAAAAUUUAUACGUAUGUACUCGACGGUAAUUGUGUCGUGCUUAGGCGAUUUAAGGUCCCUUUAGUAUUGAACUGCCACAAAUAGCUACGGUAUAUGUUGUGACAAUACUGCGCGUUGACGCGCCCGCAUUGUUUAGGAGAUGGUUAUGGAGUAGUGACGCUUACUGACUGCACUUCACUAUAACGUCUGUAUCGCCCCGUUACGAGAAAAGCUUUUAAAUCAUUUGAUUAAUUUAUCAUAUACAAAAAAAUAUUUUUCCACAUGUAUCUGCAAUCUGAAAGUACAUACUUUUUGGAAAAUACUACCACUUGGAUUUUUAAGCAACGGGGCUCAGCCUAUGGUUGGUAAAGGGCGUGAGUACAUCUGAAAUAAAGGGUCGCCACACGAAACACCCGAGGCUUUAGUGAAGUGCACAAAUUACUAAAUCGUUCUAACAUUACUGUAGUAGUGGUAAUAAGAACUGAAUGCUAGCCUUAAUUUUAUUUAUUAUAAGUGCUAGGAUAAUAAUAAAUCGCUCUUUUGAGUUAGAAAAUUGA
Messenger RNA from Cydia strobilella, 7355 nucleotides. RefSeq names its product protein pellino (gene Pli). Gene Ontology annotation, molecular function: ubiquitin protein ligase activity; protein binding. The transcript is spliced from 10 exons. The record is from RefSeq and is a predicted model, not a curated record. The coding region runs from base 374 to 1672 and encodes 432 amino acids. Lineage: Eukaryota; Metazoa; Arthropoda; Insecta; Lepidoptera; Tortricidae. Gene Ontology annotation, biological process: protein polyubiquitination; regulation of Toll signaling pathway.